UGAAAUCAUCUAGAGAUAUAAACCCGAGAAGAACUCUCAUCUCAAUAAUGAACAAUCAAGUUUUACAAAAUAUAUAUAUUUUUUUCACCCAGCACUACUGCGCAAUACAAACAACACGGACAGCGCAGCAGCGUCGGCAUAUAACAACACGGACGUCAUGGCGUACGUAUGGAAUGAAGCUUUAUAUGCGCCGACCAUCGACUCCGCUAUAUCAGCCAGCCUUCAACUUCUAUCUGGGGCAGCCAGGGUAGCAUACAGUACUGGGAAAGAAACUGGCAAUAUUACAUCUGCCUUCAGCCCUGUUGCACUUUCGGUCUUCGCAAACCCUUGGGAGCUCCAAUUCAUCAACAUUCAGCCAACACUUCAAGGAUCGAGAGCAAUCUAUAACACCGUGGUUAUCAUCUUAAUUCUGAUACAAGAGUUCUUCUACCUUGUUACCAUCAAUGGUCUCUAUGCUCAGUUUAAACUAUAUGCCCGCGUCGACCCAUACCGAAUUAUUAUCGUCCGCAAUGCAGUUUCCCUUUCUUACACCUUUAUUGGGUCACUAUGCGUUAUCAGUACCAUCUGGGCUUUCAAAUCAGGCUGGGAUAUCAAUGGAAGUCAGUUUAUCUUAUCCUGGGCCGUUAUAUGGCUCUUCGCGCAUAUCAACUUUCUCACUCUUGAUAUGUUUACGAUAUGGCUACCACCUCCAUUUGUCCCAAUGGCCCUCGUAUCAUGGAUAAUCUUCAAUGUCACCUCCACCUUGUUGCCUUUCGAGCUAAGCCCGGCAUUCUAUCGCAUCGGGUUUAUAUUUCCCGCUCACGAACUCUAUCAAGUACUGAUAGAUAUCUGGUCUCGCGGUUGCAAUCCCCAACUGCACUAUGCAUUACCGAUAUUGUUUACCUGGGAGCUCCUGACCCUCAUCUCAAGUGCUCUUGGGGUAUUUCGCAGAUGCCACUUUGCGGUGCUCGGGGAAGAGUUACAGAAAAAGGAGUUCAAGGAGCGCCUUGAUGCUGCUGUGGCAUUUGAGAUGGAAAGGGAGAAUGAGAUGAAGCAAAAGCAUCCCGCGCCUGCAAAACCAGAGGCUGAACAAAAGCAUGAAGAAACACUACCUGAGCAGGCUAUCUCCGAAGGUGAAGACGAAGAGAGGGUUGUGCGAGAAGAGCUGGCCCUUGUCCUCGAGCAGGUGAAUACCAGACAACAACGGGAGCAGGAAAGGGCGAGUACAGCCUGCAACUUUGGGCCGACAUUCAACCUACCAUUCAGUCAAGAGGGUGUUGAUGGCGCGUAGGAGACAUGACAUGAAGACAAGGGAAAAAUGCAUGCCAGUGGAGUGGAGAAAACAUCUUAAGGAAGGUGGCAGGAAUCGUACUAAAACUCUUAGCCAGCAACUCAAAAUUAUGGCCGUAUUGUGGCGAGAGAGCAUUGAGAAACUU
Molecule: messenger RNA, 1415 nt
Organism: Fusarium redolens
Lineage: Eukaryota; Fungi; Ascomycota; Sordariomycetes; Hypocreales; Nectriaceae
Exons: 1
Coding region: 158-1270 (370 amino acids)
Cellular component (GO): membrane
Source: RefSeq, a predicted model, not a curated record